Molecule: messenger RNA, 1211 nt
Organism: Solenopsis invicta (red fire ant)
Lineage: Eukaryota; Metazoa; Arthropoda; Insecta; Hymenoptera; Formicidae
Exons: 4
Coding region: 340-765 (141 amino acids)
Source: RefSeq, a predicted model, not a curated record
CGAUGCGCGUUGUUUCACCUUGUUUCUUACAUCAUGGGUGGGUCAGCGCGGUCGUCGCUUCUGAUCUUCUGCUACGUGGUUAGAAACUCAUAAUUAAAAACUUUUCAUAAUGGAAAAAGUUUCAUUAUAUGAUCCAGAAAAAGAUAUAGUUGUAGAUGUUUAUCUUUCUCCGGAAGAUAUUUUACGUGCGCAACGAGGUUCUUUAUAUAGAUGGUCAACAGCUGCUGUAUUGCUAUUGUUAGAUACAUAUAAAACAUUUGAAGAUAAAUUUUCUAGUGGAAAAUAUUCACAAAAAAAAUCUGGGAGGAAAUUAGUGAUGUUCUAGCUGAAAAAGGACAUAUGAUCACGGGACCACAAUGUGCAGCGAAAUUGAGAAGCCUGAAAAAAUCUUAUAAAAGCGUUAAGGAUCACAAUAGUCGAUCAGACAGUGAUAGGCGAACUUGGCAGUUUUAUGAGAUUCUGGAUGAAAUUUUUUCAAAAAGAGCUUGGUGCUCACCAAUCGCCGUUGCAUCAUCAACAGAACUUUCCAUUAAGCAGGACAAAGGGCCUACAUCUGAUUCAUUAACAGAAAAUCUAGUCCUAAAGGAAAGAAGUCUUAAUAGAAAAGAAUCAUCAACAUCUAAAGAAAACAUAUGCAAUAUUCUUAAGAAGAGGCUUAUUCAAAAAAAUGAACAAGAAGAAGCAAAAGCCAAAAGGCAUAAAGAAAGAAUGGAAAUGGACGAGAAAUUUCUUCAAAUUUUGACCAAAAUAAGUGAGAAACAGUGAGUGCUUUAUAUGAGAAACUAAUAUUUUUCCGUUGAUUUUUAAAAUCAUCAUAUUAAAACUCUAUUCUAUAAGAUGUAACUUUAUAUUUUUCCUAUUUUUUGUUAUUUAAAUUUAUUCAAAUUUUAUUUCAUUUAUAUAGUUUACUUAAAAUGCUUAUUUCUAAGCAUAAUAUAUUAAGAAUGACAUUGUUUUGUGUGAUAUAAAAAAAUAUUAAUUUUAUUCUUCUACGAGAGUUAAGACUAAUGUUCAAUAUAUAUCUUUAAGACUAAUGUUCGUUAUAUAAUAAUUGCUGUGUUAUCACAUAAGUUUACAUUAUAAUUAUUACUAUAUCUGUAAUUAGGUUAAAAAAUGAAACAAUUUUAUUUUUUUAUUAUAAUAAUUUUAAGUGUAUUUUUAUAAAUUUGUAAACUUAUAACUGUAAAGAAUUCAUAAUUAAAUUUCUUUUA